This is a messenger RNA of Penicillium atrosanguineum, 1299 nucleotides long. RefSeq lists its product as uncharacterized. The transcript is spliced from 2 exons. Bases 1 to 1299 code for a protein of 432 amino acids. The record is from RefSeq and is a predicted model, not a curated record. Lineage: Eukaryota; Fungi; Ascomycota; Eurotiomycetes; Eurotiales; Aspergillaceae.
AUGAUUUCUUUCGUGCAUCUUCUUGUGGUAGGAAUGUUCAACGUUCUCUCUGCCCUCGGAGGUGGUGGUCAGGUCGAUCCUACUACGAGUAACAAUGCCAACACCAUCCUGUAUAGCUUAUUUUGUGCCUUCGCGUUAUUUUCGGGCUCAGUCUGCAACUAUCUUGGCCCUAAGGUGACUCUUGCGACGGGUGGAAUUGGAUAUUCGCUUUUAUCUGCCUCCUACUGGAGCUACAACAAUAACAAGAACGAGGCGUUUGUGUACUUUGGAGGGGCAAUGUGUGGAGUGGCAGCCGCGUUUCUUUGGACUGCAGAAGGAUCGAUGAUCAUGUCUUUGCCAAUGGAACAUGAGAAGGGUCGGUAUGUGGGGAUAUUCUACGGGAUCUCGUUCUUUGGCACCGUCAUUGGUGCCAUCAUUCCGACCGUGGAAAACUGGGGGGUCACAACAGCUGGUAGUGUUAAUGAUAGCACCUACAUCGCCCUCUUUGCUUUAAUGUUGAUGGGCAGCGUAUUGGCCUGUUUUGUGUCCAAUCCAUCCAAAGUCAUCCGCGCUGACGGUAGCAGAGUUGUGGUCCCUCGUCAGACUACCUUCAUACAGGAGCUCAAGAACGUUGUUCUUGUGGUUAGAAAGGAACCUUGGAUCAUGUUAUUCUUCCCUUACAGCUUUGCUGGGCUGUGGUAUAUUCCAUAUCAAAGCAACGACUUCAACGCUUACUUCUUUGACCUGCGAACACGGGCUUUCGGUAGCCUUUGGUUCGACUUUGGACAAUUCUCCAUGGCGGUCGUGGUUGGGGCUUUGCUUGACUUGAAGGCACUUGGGAAUCGACGUCGGCGUGCCUUCAUUGGCUGGGGCUUUUUGUUCAUUUUGAUUAACGCUGUUUUCAUUGGAGGCGUGUUUCCUGCGCGUCGAUCUCAGCGUGGCGAGCCCCCUUCACCCCUCAUAGAUGUUAACGACUCCGAAGCUGCUGGGUACAUUGUCUUGUAUACAUUCUAUGGUGCAGUGGAUGGCGCCUGGCAAACAUUUGCCUGGUGGAUCAUGGGAACUCUCUCCAACGACCCACUGGUUCUGUCCAUCUAUUCUGCAUUUUAUAAAGUCUUUGGGGCUAUGGGGGCCGCCAUAGUAUUCAGUCUGGAUGUGAAAAAGACCAGCUAUCGGGCGAUGUUUGGCAGUUAUUGGAGUUUGUUGGCUGGAUCAAUGGUUCUUGUGCUGGUUUUGAUCUACAAACGGGUCCAAGACUCGCUUAUUGACCUGGAUCUCGCUCAGUCAAAGGAGACGGAGACAAAGGACAUAAUAGAAUGA